Messenger RNA from Hydatigera taeniaeformis, 789 nucleotides. The record is from the annotation of a GenBank genome assembly. Lineage: Eukaryota; Metazoa; Platyhelminthes; Cestoda; Cyclophyllidea; Taeniidae.
AUGACCACCUUGUUUGGUGCUGUCGUCAACAACGCAAAUCAAAAUUCGCCACCGAGGCGUAAACAUUGCCAUAGGUUAUGCGGGCAAACGUGUUCUCGACUGUCUUUAAGCGCAAAUGAAAAGGCGAAAAAGUAUUUUUCCAGAUUUUACAAAUUCAGACAAAUGGACUUUGAGUAUGCUUCGUGGCAAAUGGUCAAUAUUUUUGUUUCCCCGCAGAAGUUAUACAGAAAUUUUAGUUAUCACCAUUCUACUCGCAAUCAGUGGGCUCGUGAUGAUCCUGCAUUCAUGAUUCUCUUUAUUCCUUGGAUGCUUGUAUCGACUACAAUAUACUCAGCCAUUCUUGGCCAUUCUUUCUGGGGUUGGCUAAAGCUUCUGCUUUGGUCAUUAACUGUCGAAUGUGUAACCUCUGGUCUCUUGGUGGCCACAGGCAUACGUCAGUUUUCCAGCAACUCGGAUGAUGAAUCUUGGGCCUACGCCUUCGAUAUUCACCUAAAUGCUUUGUUUCCGUGUAUAAUCAUCCUGCGUAUCAUCCAACCCAUGUUCUUCUAUUGUAAGUCAAUCGUUCGAAGGCCAACAUUUUUGGGUAGUUUCAUCGGGAAUUCGUUCUGGCUAGCCGGCAUCCUCUAUUACGUUUACAUUACCUUUCUGGGCUACAAGGCACUGCCCUUCUUGAGGCACACACGAGGCAUCCUCCUAACUGGGACCAUCUUCAUCAUCCUUUAUAUUGCUUCUGUGAUAGUGCGCUGGAACUUCACGGUGGCGAUGUGCAAGUUCUACUCCAUGUUUUGA